This is a messenger RNA of Fusarium coffeatum, 2025 nucleotides long. RefSeq lists its product as uncharacterized. The transcript is spliced from 2 exons. The record is from RefSeq and is a predicted model, not a curated record. Gene Ontology annotation, molecular function: mRNA binding. NCBI's taxonomy places the organism in Eukaryota, Fungi, Ascomycota, Sordariomycetes, Hypocreales, Nectriaceae. Gene Ontology annotation, cellular component: nucleolus. Bases 1 to 2025 code for a protein of 674 amino acids. Gene Ontology annotation, biological process: regulation of translation.
AUGGCUACCAAAUCCACAGCUACUGGCGAGAAGCGAAAGUCCGCCCCUGGUGGAAAGUACCAGACUUUCUCUAAGCUUCCCAAGAAGCCCAGACUUGAAGAGAAGGUGUCCAAGAAGAAGAAGCCCGAACCAGAGUCCGACGACGAUUCCGAGGGCGGCGCCGAUCUGAGCGAGGAAGCUCCCAAGAAGUCAGAAGGAAAGACAUUUGAGCGAGUUUCAGGUCAAACUUCGCGCGAAUCCCAUGCCAAGCAGAAGCAGCUCGCCCUGGAGCGCAAGGCCGCAAAGCCUCUUGCUGACGAAGUUCAACGCACAAAGAAGCUGUGGGAGAGAUUGCGACGAAAGUCUCACGUUCCCAAGGAGGAGCGACAGACAUUGGUCGACGAGCUGUUCACUAUCAUCACUGGUCGCAUCAAGGACUUCGUGUUGAAGCACGACGCCGUCCGCGCCGUACAGACCGCUAUCAAGUACGCCACGCCCGACCAGAGGAAGCAGAUCGCUCGCGAGUUGACUGGCACAUACGCUCAGCUUGCCGAGAGUCGAUAUGCCAAGUUCUUGAUCGGAAAGCUUCUGGUCCAGAACGACGAGGAGAUCCGAGAUAUCAUUAUUCCCGAGUUUUACGGCCGUGUUCGAAAGAUGAUCAACCACCCAGAGGCUUCAUGGAUUCUCGACGAUGUCUACCGAGGUGUUGCGACAAAGGAACAGAAGGCCAUCCUUCUCCGCGAGUGGUACGGUCCCGAGUUCUCUCUCAAAGAACUCAACAAGGAUACCAAGCCCACAUCCGAUCUCAAGGCCAUUCUCGAGGCCGAGCCCAGCAAGCGAGGCCCCAUCAUGAAGAGUCUGGUUGACAUGAUCAGCUCUCUUGUCAACAAGAAGAUGACCGGAUUCACUAUGCUCCACGACGCUAUGUUCCAGUACUUCUCUGCCACUCAGCCCGGCACUGAAGAGUUCAGCGAGUUCUUCGAGAUGGUCAAGGGUGACGAGGGCGGAGAUUUGCUCAAGAACAUGGCCUUCACUCGCAACGGUGCCAAGCUUACAUGCUUGCUCCUCGCUCAUGGAUCUUCAAAGGACCGAAAGCAGAUCCUCAAGACUUACAAGGAUACCUUCCUGCUGAUGUCCGGCGACAUCUGGGCGCAUCUUAUCAUCCUUACUGCCUACGACGUUAUUGACGAUACUAAGCUGACUGCCAAGUCCAUCUUCCCUGAGAUUUUCGGCGAGGGUGAGAACGUUGCUCAGAAUGUUGUCGCUGCUGCCAACAACCCCUUUGCCAGAACAACAAUUCUUUAUCUCUUCGAGGGACUUGCCAAGUCUCUCUUCCCUCCUAAUCAGUCAUUCGAUGUUGAGCUUCUCCAGGAGGUCCACGAGAUCCGCAAGACAACAAGUAAGAAGGACGAGGACAUUCGACGUAACGAACUCAUUACUGCCAUUUCCCCUCAGCUCAUCUCCGUUAUCGCUGAGGUUCCUUCCGAGUUUAUGGCCAGUCCCUUCGGCUGCCAAUACAUCACAGACGUUCUUCUCUCAGGAGUUGGCGACAAGCAGGCUGCUCUGGAGGCCGUUGCCCAAUCAGCUAGUGGCAACCCCAGCGAGGAGCCUGCAGAGGAUGAUCUCCAACCCCAAGUUCAUAUCUCAAAAACACCCCACGGUGGCCGUAUGCUGAAGUCUCUGAUCCAAGGCGGAAAGUACGACAAGGCUGCUGGCAAGAUUAUUCCCGUCGACCCUCCUCUGGAGUUCUCCAACAUUCUCUACCCCGUUAUUAAGGAAUACAUUAUGGACUGGGCUACUGGACCCAGCUCAUUUGUCGUCGUCGGUCUCCUUGAGGCUGGCGACUUCAGUGAGACUGAUGCGCUUAAGAAGACACUCAAGAAGAACAAGAAGACUCUUGAGAAGGCUGCCACCGAGGAGACCGCUGAACAGAAGGCUGCUCGUGAGGCUCACGAGGCUGCGCCCAAGGCAGCCAAGAAGGGCAAGAAGAAGGGUGACAAGCCUGUUGGUAAUGCCGGUAGCAAGCUUUUGUUGGAGAAGUUGUAA